ACGCUCUGCCCUUCAAUCUACCCAGACUCCCAGAGCAUACUAUGAUACUACCAGAAAAACUAGCAAGGUUUAGCACUUACGUUUACGAGAUGUCAACCACCACAGCCACCGCCGGGCUGACCAUGAAGCUUCUCAUCGACAGGAAGGCACAGCGGGUGCUGUUCGCGGAGGCGAGCAAGGACGUCGUGGACUUCCUCUUCUCCCUCCUCGUGCUGCCCAUCGCCACGGCGGUGAAGCUGAUCGGGAAGGAGGCCAUGGUUGGCUGCGUCGGCAACCUCUACGCAAGCGUCGACAAGUUGGACUCCGCUACCUACGUGCAGGCCGGCGUCGGCAAGAACGCGCUCCUCUGCCCUACGGUUGUCUCGCCGGCGGCGAACACUAGCAGCUCACUCCUCCGUCUGCCGGCGCCGUCGUCGGUGCAGCCAAAGCAGCUGUAUAGAUGUACCAAUACCAACAAUAUGAACGUCAACAACUGCCGCGCCUACAUCACGGAACAGUACGGCAGGGCGUGCCCGGCAUGUGGCUGCUCCAUGUCUACCACAGCGAAUUACCUGCCGUUUGCGGGGGGCAGCAGCGCCUCCGUCGGCCAAUCGGUGGCGCAGAGCGCGGCGGGAGGGUUCGUGCAGGGCACCGCGACGUACACGGUGCUGGACGACCUGACGGUGACGGUAACGCCCAAGUCCUCCAUCUCAAGCAUCACCUUGCUCAACACCUUCGCCGUGAGGGACAUCGGCGACCUCCAGGAGAAGACCGUGCAGCUGGGCUACAACCAGGGUCUGGCGAUUCUCGAGGCGUCGCUCAAGUCCAAGUCCGUCCUCACUGACGUCUUCCUCUACGCCAACAAGUGACAAAGGCUUCCGGUCCGUGCGGUACGGUAGUGCCUGAAACUGCAAGGUGCCAGUCCCUCCCGCUCAUCAUGUCGUUGAUGACAUGAACGGACAAGGCUUUUCUGAAGCUUCCACACCUGUUUCUACUUCAAUGCUGGUAGUACGUAUAUGUAGGUGGAACCAUUAUCCUCUUUGUUGUCGUCGGAAGAAGGUUGGUUGUAGGUCGGUUCUGCGACUUUUGUAUCUUUGCUGAGCAAUGCACAAUCAGUGUAUCUUGUCAAAAACAAGUUGCCUAAAUACUACAUAUAUGGUG
Messenger RNA from Zea mays, 1140 nucleotides. RefSeq lists its product as uncharacterized. Bases 42 to 848 code for a protein of 268 amino acids. The record is from RefSeq and is a predicted model, not a curated record. The transcript is spliced from 2 exons. NCBI's taxonomy places the organism in Eukaryota, Viridiplantae, Streptophyta, Magnoliopsida, Poales, Poaceae.